GCCGCCGCCUCCCUCCCGCAGCCGGCGGCGCGGAGCGGUGCGGAGCGGAGCGGCAUGGACGGAGCCGCGGCGUCGCCGCCAUGGAGCAGCAGCAGCAGCAGCAGCCCGGCGGCGAGGAGGACUGCGGGGACUCGGGAGCCGAGACGGGAGGGUCUGAGUACAGCCGCAUGUCCUCUACCAGCAGUGAACUUUCUGUGGAAGAGAUACAGGACCCAUUCCUCGUUAGUGUACAUAUUAUCACCGACCCAGGUGAAUCCAAGACUCUUCAGCAAGCCAUCGAUAAGCUCCUAGCCUGGAUCCACCCGGACCUCCAGCUGUUUCGAGUCUCAGAAAGACGCCUGUCCAAGAAGCGCAGGAAGCCAGGUAAGGCUGGGGUUCCUCAGCCAGCCCUUGCCGUCAUUCUGUUCCUGCAGGAGGAAUACGGAGAGGAGCCCAUCUUGCAGCUCCACGAAACCUUUCAGCGGCCACCUUGGCAUUACCACCACACAGAGCGAGUGCACGGGAAGUUCCUCCCUUACAUGCCAUGCAGCCAGGACUUUUACACCUUGGCUCCUGAGACCCCUCUGUGGGCCAUUCGCCCAGUGCAUUACGGGAAGGAAAUUAUCCGCUUCACGAUAUACUGCAGGAAUGAAAACUACACCGACAUUUUGAAGUUGUAUGAGUUAAUACUGAAAAGACCGGUAUGUCAGAAAAAAGCAGACUUUUGUGUUUUUCCUGUCUAUUCGAACAUGGAAAUAGACAUUCAGUUCUCUUUAAAAAAACUUCCAAAGGGCCAAAUACCAGUGCCAACCGAGUCAGCAGUGCUGGAAUUCAGAGUGAAAGAUGUCGGACAGCUCGUUCCUCUCUUGCCCAACCCUUGCAGCCCAAUUAGUGAAGGCAGGUGGCAGACUGAAGACCACGAUGGAAAUAGGAUCCUCUUGCAGCAAGCACGCAGUUGGUGUAGGAAGUCUGCAAAGCAGAACAAGCAACCAUAUCCAUCUGUGUCAACAGAUUCCCGCUUCACCACUUUGCCAGGCUUUCUUCCUCAGAGCCACCAGCCUGUCCCUGAACAACCAGAAGAAAAGAGUCAAAACAAGGUACAUCACGCAAACGGCCUUGGUCAUCAUCUUGGUUUCUCCCAGCAGGACUUGAGGCACGGUGAUCGAGGAGACUUCGCUCGCAGAUCCAGCAGUGCUUCUAGCAUUUCGUGGUCAUUUCAACGAAGCAAGUCUCUGUUCUGCUUGCCCACAGUGAGCACCUCCCCAACCUCAGAGACUGUUCAUUUCAGUGAACCAUUUCAGUUUUCAAAUACUGGGUCACCUGCAACGAGGUUGAAAACAUGGAGAUGCAGCCCCAGGCUUAACAUCGAUGAUUUGGAGGGUGCACAGGAGACUGAUGUAGACACGGGGAGGAAGCUGUCCUUCUCAGACCUGUCUGUGGUCUCUGCAUACUCUGCCCUGAAUGGAUUUUGUAGUGACUUGGAAGCCUCUCUUCCCCCACAGAAGCAAACUAUGGCUACGCAGGCUGCUACCAGUGGAAGGCCUGUAUCUGUCAUGUGCAAUACCUUUGAGCCUGGGGAUGGUUCACUACCUUCUCUCUCUGAAUGGUCUUCCAGCUCAUUUAGGUCAGCAUCUCUCUCCAAGCAGCCCAAACAGCCCUCGAGAGCAGCCCCUUUUUCUCUGGAUGACUGUGGUAGCAUUUACCCAGCUUCACCAACUAACGAAGAAGAAUUUUACAUCUGAGGUUUCUCUGUCUCCCAGGGCAAAUGUGUUCUUCUUGUGAUGUCCAUGGUGGGCCUAGUCUGAGCUUACAGAAAUUUCCUCACGAAGAAGAAGGUGAUGCAGCAGAGCAUGCUAAAUAUUUGACAAAAGCUCUCAGAUCCUUCAGAGAUGGGUGUCCCCAAACUAUGUACUGUAAAGCAGUCUGAGCUGGUGCCCAAAACCUCUGUCCUGGAGAGGGUGAUCUGUACCGAGGCUUGUCCAUGGCAGUGCAAGGUGGAUGGUUUCUGUGACCGAUCUUUGGACUGGCAGUGAAGGAAAUUCCAGAAAAGAUGUAAAAUAAUAGAAUUUUCUUUGGCAGAAACUGAAGAGUAAUUUGUGACACCAAACAGCUUCAACUUUUCUGGGAAAUUAUUUUAACUAUGGAAAGAUAUCGGGAGAAAGGGAUCUUCUUUCCCUUUUACAAGUUCUAAAGGCAACUCUAAGGACAGCAGGUCCCAGCAGCACAUCUCCAGUAGCCUCAGACAAGAAGUUUCCAGUGGGGACACAGAUGGUUCCUUCUAACCUCUGAGAGUUUACAGUACUGAGAGGGGGAGAAGCUCCAUUUCUUCCACAGGGAAGAGGAAUAUCCACUGGAUCUCUUUAUUUUGACAGUCCGGGGUAUGGAAAGUGCCAAACAGGAAACCUUACAGAACAUUUUCUACCCAUCUCCACAUGAAUCCCAUUCUUUCCAGCUGUGACUGUAGUCUGAAUCACUCGUGUAGUCAAUGGUAACCUAAGUAAAAAAUGUUUACUACUUCCAACUCAGGCAAUACAGAUUUUACCUUUUUGGAAUGCAAAACAAGAGACAUAACCCAGCAUUUUUAUAUAUUGCUACACCACUAGUCCUGAAUAUAUAGCAACUUCCUGCUUUUUUAGGGGUUGUUAUUUUUCUGUUAAAAACAAUUGAUGCAAAAAUGUAUUCUUCAUAUUUUCAGUGCAAGCGUACUUGGUUUUGGGUAAAAUGCAUUUUCUCUCAAAUAAAUCUAUCCAAAGGGAAAACAAGUCAGAUUUUACUGGCUUUUCAAGUUAUAUUUUUAAAAUACACAUUCUUGAUAACCUGGUUUACUCCAAUUAAAUUGUUAUUAAUAAUAAUAAUAAUAAAUAAAUUGUAAGUACAAAGCUAUUAAUAUGGCAGCUAAGUACCUUCAGCAGGAUUUAAGUCAGAUUUAUAGAUUGAUUAUAGUUCUGAAAACUUACGUUGGUGCCAGAGAGAAGUGGCACUGACUGCAGUUCUGGUUUAGCCAGUAGGAAAGUGACCCUGAUAAAAGGUGUAUGUUUAAUGCUGUAUGUAAUCUAUAUGCAGGUGCACAUGCUGAAGACAUACCAUGACAGCAUUGAAAAAAAUGCAUUUGGGAAGAAAAAUGUUUGUUUUAUUACCAGGGAUUUUUACUCAGAAGAGUUGCUGCUUUAAAAAAUAAAAAUAAAUUAACACACACAUACUCUAAAGUAGUUACAAAAAGUGAAACAGCUCCCCUGGCCCAUUGUAAUGAUUUAAGUAAAUGCACAGUCUGCACAAACAAUUGUGGAAGAAAGUCUGCGGGAAACUGAACACAGCUUUAUAGGGGAGGAGGAAGUAUUCCACUAAACUUGUACCCCAAAUCCAGAAGAGGCCAGAGGGACUGUCAGAGCCAGGAAACCAUUCCCUGAGGCUUUUUCUUUUUCGGUCAUUUUCUCCUCACAGAGAAGGAGGCAUCAGGCUGAAGUCCAAGUCUCUUUGUGAGAUGCUAUCGUAGCAUGUACCAGAGGUAGGGUUGUCUUCUUUGCUAAAUACCAUGUAUAAAUAGGAAAUUCUGUUCAGCUCUAAGAGCACAGGAGAUUAUUGGCCUUCUCCUGUGCUCACAACUGUUUAGAUUUACUGCAGUUUUUGGUAAAUCGUUUUCUUAAGAAAUGUCUGGGACCAGAAAUGGCACCAGUGAAGGAUUUGUUGUGGUAUGCAUGUGUUUACCUGCUCUAUAGUCAGAAUAUGUGUAAAACACUGUGAGGUCAGACCAGCCAUGGUUUCCAGCAGCUUGGAAAUCACUGUGUGAACAGCAAUGCCCAGGACAGCCCAGGUUCCUCAUCUUUUCUGUCAUAUUUAAAGUAGUACACAAAUAAAUGAUGAAAUAGCAUUGUAUAUUUAUUGGACUGCCAUUUCAUCAACACUAACCGCUUCCAGAUAUGACAAACAGUAUAAAGUUGGUUCAAUACUGUUAAAAUUUUAGUGUUCAUUAUUUGGAAGAGGGAAAAAAAAUCUUUUCAAAAUAUUUCAAUAACAGAUAACAAUUUGAUCUGAACACAGAAUCAAAAAGUCUUCAAAGAGCUGUUUUCAGCUGACAUAUCUGUUAGACCCUGGAAUCAGGCCAGCACUCAAGCUCUUGACAAAAACUCACUGGGGUUUUUAAUGAAGAGGAGGCUUUGAAAUGUCUUUCAGCAUAGCGCGUGCCUCCGCAAGGAGCUCAGCGCAUCUAGGGGCCAUCUCCUGACAUGGCAGGAAGCACUGGUACUGGAAGUCUACAGACAAGCACAGGAUAGUUUAAGUGUCAGUCGUGAGGUUCACGUGGUAUUAACCUGCAGCUCCACAAACAUCUAAACUCAGAUUUCAUCCCGUUAAUCCUAACAGGAAGAAAACUGAAUGAACUUCCAUGGACUCUGAAUUUACGGUGUCUCUAUUGGUUGUGUCCUCGAGUAUUUCUGUUCUGUUUACUGAUAGUUAACUAGAAAUUAAGGUUUUUAUUGUUUACAUUCAUGGUGCUUGUAACCAAAUUUUGGGAUAACUGAGUGUACCACUGUCAGGAAAAGCAGUGAUGAUAGUGUACAGAAAACUUUUUGUCUGUAACAGGGAAAGCCAGAAGUUGAAGAGUGUUUCAUUGACGGUAGUAUUCAUUGUUUCUCCUUCCAUUAUUUAAGAAGGGGCUGAUCUCUUCGGAGAGCUGAAUAUGCACAAAUUUCAUGACAUUUAUGUAUCAUAUUAUUUUGGUUAACUUAUGAACAAUGUCAUUUGAGAACUGCAGGUUUUUCUUGGACUUUCUCUUCUUCUCACCCCAGAAUGUGUUGCUUCUGUUAAAUAAAAUAGAGACAAAAAGUGA
This is a messenger RNA of Cygnus olor (mute swan), 4804 nucleotides long. It is a transcript of the gene FAM124A, whose product is annotated as family with sequence similarity 124 member A. Bases 81 to 1721 code for a protein of 546 amino acids. Lineage: Eukaryota; Metazoa; Chordata; Aves; Anseriformes; Anatidae. The transcript has 4 exons. The record is from RefSeq and is a predicted model, not a curated record.